AUAAAAGAGUCGGUUUGUGUUGGUGGCGGAAGGAUACCUCCCAUCCAGGUGACGCGUCAAAAUAUUGGCUUGGGAAGACCGCGCCAAAGCACAGACAGUGGCCACUCUUCAGGAUAACAACACAUCACCGUGGCCCUUUAAACACACCGAAGGGUCGACGCGGUCGCUGUGUGAUUUUUUUCUUCACUCGGCUUGUUUCCUUACGGAGGAUUGUUUUCGUCGGGACUAUCUUUUGUCGGCGCACAGGAGCCAGAUUUGAUGCCGGUUUUCGGGAAUCUGUGCGCGACUUGGUCGUGACUGUGGGGGGGACUGUGACGGGCGCGGUGCGGCGGAGUUGUGGAUACAGCGUGUUCCAUCGCACCACCAUUAUUUAGUCGCACACAUUGCGCCUAAAUUCAUCUGUUUUCAGUCGCCUUCUUUCUUUUUGUCUUCAUUUUGAAAGUCUCUCGCAGCGGUUGGACGGAGCUCGUUUUGUGCUUUUUCGCCACAAACCUACCGGCUUUUUCAGCUCGAAUAUGUUGCUGUCAAAGUUUGGUUCAUUUUCGCACAUUUGCAACCCCUCGAGCAUGGACCACCUACCAGUGAAGAUACAACGCCAGCCGGUUAAAGUGGAAAAGGAGCCCUUUGAAAAGGUUUACCAGGUGGGCUCGGUUUUAGGCAGCGGGGGAUUCGGAACUGUGUACGCCGGCAGUCGGAUCUCUGAUGGCGCACCGGUGGCUGUGAAGCAUGUUGCAAAGGAGAGAGUGACGGAGUGGGGCACAAUUAAUGGAGCCAUGGUGCCGCUGGAAAUCCUGCUCCUGAAGAAGGUCAGCUCGUCUUUUCGUGGAGUUAUCAAACUGCUGGACUAUUACGAGCGCGCUGACGGCUGGCUCCUGGUCAUGGAGAGGCCGGAGCUGGUCAAGGACCUGUUCGACUUCAUCACGGAGAAGGGCGCCCUGGACGAGGACACGGCGCGGGGCUUUUUCCGCCAGGUUUUGGAGGCGGUCCGGCACUGCUACAGCUGCGGUGUGGUGCACAGAGACAUCAAGGACGAGAACCUGCUGGUGGACCUGCGCACCGGGGAACUCAAGCUUAUUGAUUUUGGCUCGGGGGCGAUUCUCAAGGACACGGUCUACACUGAUUUUGAUGGUACGAGAGUGUACAGCCCGCCAGAGUGGAUCCGUUUCCACAGAUAUCACGGCCGCUCGGCGACUGUGUGGUCACUAGGCGUGCUUCUGUACGACAUGGUUUGCGGAGACAUCCCCUUUGAGCAGGAUGAAGAGAUCCUCAGAGGGACUCUGUAUUUCAGGAGGAGGAUCUCAGCUGAGUGCCAGCAGCUGAUCAAAUGGUGCCUGGCCCUGCGGCCCUCUGACCGGCCCACCCUCGAGCAGAUCUGCGACCACUCCUGGCUGCGGGUCACGACAGAGUCGCCCGGUUCGCCGGAGGAGCCGGCGGCGGUGGACAUUCGCCUCAGAACCAUCGACACAGACUCUUCGUCGAGCUCGAGCAAAGAAAGCCUCUGAGUUUGGACGGACUGAACAGACAUUCUGGGGGGGGGCGACCCGGACUGAAGGCCAGCAGCAGCCUGGCCCAAUCAGAUUAAAGAAACAAAACACAAAAAGAGUACUUUAAUUUUCCUCUUUUGUAGGAAUUUCUAAUUUAUUACCGUUUGUUUUAUUGUUACCCCCCAACACCCUUUUUCAUUUCUGUUUAUCUUGUUUCCAAAUGGGGAACUUUACUUUUUUUUUUCUGUUUUAUUCUUCCUGUUUGGGCGGUCUUACCAGCACUAUUUAUUCCCCUUUUCCCUUUUUUAAUUUUUUUGUUUUGUUAUUAGGCUGGUAUAUAACAGCUGGCAAGGCCCCUCAAUUCAGUCAUGGCUGCUCUCAUAGAGCUCUGAGAAAAGUUUUUAUUUAAAUAUUUUGAUUUUGGAGUGCCUUUUUUUGGAAAGCUGCUUUUUUCUGGUGGGCUUUUCGUCAACAACUCUUUGGGUUUUUUGGGGGGUGGGUGGGGGAUCUGCCUGUGGUGAGGUGGCUAAAGUUGUCUUUGCUGUGAUGGAAGGUGGGCGUCAAGGUUUUCUUUUUAAAAAAAAAAGAAUAAUUUUCUUUCCCGAGAGAGGAGGAGGUGGGGGCUUUUCCUUUACGAUAAAAUACUUGAAACACUUUCUGUGUUUAUCUCUUUAACGCUGCUUUUUCACUUUAUAGCCUGAACAGGUGUUUGGAAACUAAUCCUGUCUUUUCUGAAUGUCUCCACUCUCCUCCCCCCACCUGGUUCUCCCUCUUAUCUCCUGAUUUGUUGUAUUUUUUUGCCUCCCACCAUCUUCACUGCUUGACGUGCCCACCCCCCCUCACCCCAGGCCUCCCUCAGGGUUUGGGGUGUAGAUGCACAAUCAAUGCAAUAUUCAUAGAUUUUUUUUGUCUACAAAUAUUGUACAGCAUGUAUUUUAUUUUAUUUUUCUCUGUGUGUACAUUUUUUUCCCUGUUUGCAUUUAAUUUAUAACAUGUAGACAUUCCACACUCUGUGGCUAUUUAUUUUUUAUUUAUUGUCUUUUUUUUUGUUUUGGCUUAAACAAACAAAAAACUUCCCCAACAAAUUUGUAUCCACACCCCACAACUUUGCCUUUUGGUUUGCAUUCCUAUAACUUAUUUUUUUACAUUUCAAACUUCUUUCUGAGAUGUGGAGGAUGCACUGAAGCAGUUGUAACGCAGAAUAAAACGUUUACCUUUAUUUGAAAAGAAAAAAGAGAAGAGCAUUUUGAAUGUUAUUUAGUUUAAGAAAGAGAGUUGGUCAUGUUGAAAGAUGACGUAUCGGAGGAAUCUGGUUUGUGUUCUGUCAAGGUUCAUUUGGGGAAAAUAAACAACCGGUGAAAGAGUUUUUCUAGUCGUCACAUAGCCUCUUAUUGGAGACGUUUCACUUUAGCUGUGUGACUCGUGGCUGUGAAGGAUGGAUAUUGCUAUUUUUUGAUACAGAAGUUUCAAUUAAACACUCAUUUUUAUGUACAGAUA
Molecule: messenger RNA, 2981 nt
Organism: Austrofundulus limnaeus
Lineage: Eukaryota; Metazoa; Chordata; Actinopteri; Cyprinodontiformes; Rivulidae
Gene: pim3
Product: Pim-3 proto-oncogene, serine/threonine kinase
Biological process (GO): negative regulation of apoptotic process; regulation of mitotic cell cycle; protein autophosphorylation
Cellular component (GO): cytoplasm
Molecular function (GO): protein serine/threonine kinase activity; ATP binding
Source: RefSeq, a predicted model, not a curated record